Rubroshorea leprosula is the source of this 1070-nucleotide messenger RNA. Lineage: Eukaryota; Viridiplantae; Streptophyta; Magnoliopsida; Malvales; Dipterocarpaceae. The record is from the annotation of a GenBank genome assembly.
GGAGAAGAAGAGUUUUCUUUGAGCUAUUGGCUAACAAAACAAUAUUGUGUCUAAGAGAAACAAGAGGGAGGAAAGAAGAAGAAUGGCACUAGAAGCUGUGGUGUUUCAGAAAGAUCCGUUUAACUAUGAUUUCAACAUCUUAGAAGCAAGUAGCACUGGACCACCCUGCGACUGCGACCACUUGGCUUUUGAAGAAGAAAAGGCUUAUCAAGAAAGUCCUCAAAGAAGUACUGGAGAGUUUGGUUUCAGUGCGAAUUGCAACUUCUUCUCCCCAUCUUCGCCCAUGGAGGAACCGGUGGGCAUGACGGUGGCCACGCCUUGCCGGAGAAAGAAACGGCGUACCAUAUCCGUCAAGAAAAAGGAGGAACUUGAGGUCCAGAGGAUGACCCAUAUUACUGUUGAACGCAACAGAAGGAAGCAAAUGAAUCACUACCUCGCCGUGCUCAGGUCCAUGAUGCCUGCCUCCUACGUUCAAAGGGGUGAUCAAGCAUCAAUCAUGGGGGGAGCCAUUAAUUUUAUGAAGGAUUUAGAGCAACUCCUUCAAUCCUUAGAAGCCCAGAAGCGAAUCCAGCAGAGACUCUGCUUUCCACCGAUCUUCUCAGAUUUCUUUUCCUUACCCCAGUACUCAAUUCAGCAGGACUCGUUGGAUACAAGCGACCCAACUACAGAGCAAAAGCGAUCCACCACUGCAAAUGUGGAAGUAACCAUGGUGGAGAGCCAUGCCAACAUCAAAGUACUGUGCAAAAAACACCCAAAACAGCUGCUUAAGAUGGUGGGAGGACUGCAUUCUCUAAACCUUUGUGUACUUCACCUUAACGUCACAACUGCUGAAGAUAUGGUACUCCAUUCUUUCAGUAUUAAGAUUGAGGAUAAUUGCCAGUUGAGUUCUGUGAACGAAAUUGCAGCUGCUGUGUAUGAGAUGGUGACUGGGAUUCAAGAAGAGUCCUGACCAUAAUUUCUCCUUUUGUUGGUCUUUAGAAUGUUUCCUACUACAUACGUUUGGAACUUAUUUUAGAUUUUCAUCACAUAAAAGAAUCGGUUUGCCUUUUCAAAAAAAAUUUUUAUCUAUU